Portunus trituberculatus (swimming crab) is the source of this 3788-nucleotide messenger RNA. RefSeq names its product vegetative cell wall protein gp1-like (gene net). The coding region runs from base 1308 to 2783 and encodes 491 amino acids. The record is from RefSeq and is a predicted model, not a curated record. The transcript is spliced from 2 exons. Gene Ontology annotation, molecular function: protein dimerization activity; DNA-binding transcription factor activity. Lineage: Eukaryota; Metazoa; Arthropoda; Malacostraca; Decapoda; Portunidae.
CCGGUCACCACCACCACUACCACCACCACCACCACUGUCGCCUCCCAGCCUCACCCUCGCUGCCUGACUUGCUGCUCAGCGCUCAGUUCCCCAAUAGACGCGGCCGAGGUAGCAUGUAACACCCUCGCCUCUUGUCCCCUCAUCACUGGGCUACACACACCGCCGCUCCCACGCCGCCGCACACGCCUUACAGUGCCUUGCUUUACAUGUGCGUGUCACCAAGCCACACACCACCACCUACGCUACUGUCAUCACGUUUUCUUCUAAAUUUAUCGAACUUAAUGGAAAAUCUGUGUUGGUGAUUCUGUUUUUACAAGGAUAUGGUUUUUCUGAAGGGGAGUCUUGACAGCAGUCUUUGAUACGCGUGUGUGUGUCUACUGCUGGUACUGUGUGUGUCUACCUGUGAAACACCUGGUGAUUAGAACCCUUUUGGUGAUUUUGGUGAUUGCUUCCGUCCACCUGAUUCACCUCUCUGCCUCUUCCUCCUUCUGCCCUACGCCCGCCCGCUUCGUCAGUGAAAGAAAGUGAUGUGAAAUGAAACCCUCCAAGACACCACUAGGAAAAUAAUAGCAGUAAUCACAACAAAUCACCAGAAAUUGCAUGUGACGCAGUGUGACGGAGCGAAGGAUUACACAGGUAUGCUAAUGAGGUGAUUGAUUCAAAGGUACGCACUAUCUCACCUGUCUCCCUGCCGCACACCUGUCCACGGCCGCACCUGUCGCCGCCACCACCUAGGAAAGAACAGGACAUGUGGUCAUAAAUAUAGAAACAAGCAAAAAGUUACCUGGAAUAGAAUAACACUGUCUGCAUCUCACGUGUGAAAAAGAGAGAGAGAGAGAUAGAAGAAAAAGAGUUAUUCACAAAGUACAAUAAGUAAAACAGGAAAAGAAAGAAAGGAAUGAUUGAAAUAACGAAGGAGGAAAUACUGAACUAAACGGACGAAACACUAAGAGAUAGAAAAAAAGAAGAGAUCAAACCAGAAACACAAGAAAAAAAAACUGAACAAAUUAAAUAAAAAACAAAAUUACAGAGACAGCACAAAGAAUAGACGUGCACUACCUGUCUAUCUACCUGUCCACCUACAAGUGUGUGCGCCAGUCCGUGUAUGUACAUGUGUGUGUGAACGACUGUGGCUGACUGCUGACCCCUGCUGACCCUGCUGACACCAACCCCCUGCCCUUCCCCUGGCGAUCCUGUGACAACCCAUGAGACACCCUGACACUCCCUGGGGAUUAUGCUGAUGACGAGGAGCUGCUGGGGUUUUCCUGGGGCGUGACUCCCCUUCACACUGACCGCAGCAGGGGAAGAUGAGGAGUAUGGAGGAGGAGGUGGAGGUGGGCGGGCCCCGUGACGACUUCCUGAGCGAGGACGACCACUCCCCGACCGACGCCUCUGAGGACAGCGUGGAGGUCCGCGUCAAGCCCAUCCGCGCCCCUCCACGCCCGCCCACGCCGCCCGCACACCCAAAGUUCCAUAAGUUCCGCAAGCACUACUCGGCGCUGCGUCAGGAGUACGCCGCCCGCGCUUCCCCCGAGGCCGCCAGCCCACCCAGUCCUGCAGUUCCGCCCCGCCCCAGCCCACCCGCCAGCCCCGUGGAGUCCCCUGUGGGCGCGGCGCCGCUCUCCCCCGGGACCCGCGCCGCCGCCCGCAGCCGCCGGAAGCCCGCCGAGCCACGGCGGCUGUGCCACGACCCCGCCCACAAGCGUCCCCACAGCCCUGACGCCCCGCGCGCCGCCAAGGUUCCCCGCGCUGACCCGCAACCCGAUGCCGCCGACAGAAGCACGCCCUCCUCGCCUUCCCCUGGGGCGCCGCCCCUGCUGGCCCCGCAUCCGCUGCUGGGCCACCUGGGCCGCCCCGCCAUGGGCGCCUUCCCGCCACUGCUGCUGCCCCCCGCCUGGCCCCCCGUGGCCGCCCAGUGGGGGUAUCCACGGGUGGUGACGCCCCUUGGGUGGGCGGGGCUCACUCCCGGCCUGACCCCUCACCCCUACCCCAUGUUGCUGCCCCCACACUAUCCUCUGCCUCGCCCUGCCCUACAUCCCCACCUCCACCCUGUCUCGCCCCCGCCCAGGUCACCCCCCGAGGCCCCCUCCCCCACCGAGGACCGCCCGCCUCGCGAUGACCUGCCACUGCCCUUGGUGACCAGAGUGGCGCCCCCCGAGACCCCUGCUCCCCCACCGCCUCCCCAUCCCCACCACCACCACCAUCACUCACACCACCCCCACCAGACGCAUGGGGGGCGGGGGACGGAGGUGAGCGUGGUGCGGCGCGCCGGCAAGACGCCGUCCUCUUUCCUGAGUGUGGAGUCGCUGAUCGGCAGUAGCGGCCCGCCGCGCGAGACGCCCGAGGCCGAGGAGGAGUCUGGGGGUGGCGGCGGUGGCGGCAGCAGUGGCGUCGGCGGCGGGGCGGCGAGCGAGGCCGCGGCGGGGGAGGAGGAGGAGAGCCUACAGGCGCUGCUGCAGCCCGGCAAGCACAAGCAGCGCAACUACAAGAACAUGACCCGCGAGCGGCGCAUCGAGGCCAACGCGCGUGAGCGUAACCGCGUGCACACGAUAAGCGCGGCGUUCGAGAAGCUGCGGAGCUCUGUGCCGGCGUACAGCCACAACCAGAAGCUGUCCAAGCUGUCCGUGCUGCGGAUAGCCUGCACCUACAUCCUGUCUCUGUCGCGCCUGGCGGGCCACGACUACAGCGAGGGCGCCACGCAGCCUUCCUUUAGCGAGUGUGUGGACCUCACCACGCGCACCAUCCAGGUGGAGGGCAAGGCAAAGAAGAAGCGGGACGAGUGACCCCCGCCGCCACCCCUCCACCUCCAGUGACGCUCAGUGUUCCUGCCCCGCCAUUCGUGCCCCCCAAACCCCCAACGCCGAGACCCCUCGCAGCCUUUUUCCCACCGAGAAAGACUCAAUUAUUUAUUUAGUGCUACAAAUUCACAAAAGACGAUCUGUGACAAAGUAUAGUCGAUAAACAUUUCCAAAAGACAAUUGAUAUUGUAAUAAUUUUAUAUUCUAGUCCAAAACCGAGAGCCAAGCUCUUCCGGCCUCCCGCUGCGCUCAGCGUCUUGCUGCCGCCGAGACCCUUCGCCGAGAAACACAGCAGAGCCGUCCAGCCGCCCCGCCCCGCCCUGCCCCGCCCCAGUCCAUCCCACCCCACCCCACUCCGCCCCACCAUGCCCCGCUACGCCCUGCCCGGCGCCGCCAGGCCUUCCUGCCAGCCCGCCCCGCAGGCCUCAGUGAUGUCUGGCGCGGCGGCCACGCCUUUACAUGCCGCCGCGCCCCACGAGCUUCCAUGUACACGAAAAGGUUACCUGUGCAGGACACAGCGAGGACACCGCCCGCCCGUCCCCCCACCCAUCCCCCGCCAACCCCAGCCAGACACCGGCACACCCGUGAACCUUGACCUCCAGCCACAUGACCUGCCAACACUAAUCCCCAUGUACUGCCAGCCACCACCCCGCCCCCCACGCCACACCCUACACCCACACCCCACACCAGACACUCUCGCCAUAACUGGGACAACACACACACACACACACGCACACACGCCGUGGUGGGGCUGGGGCUGGGGCGGGCGAGGUCGUCCUUCAGUUAUCACUAGAGUGAGGCGCGGGGCUCCACCAGAUAGCGUCCUCGGGACCUCUGCCACGCCCUCCUCCUCCUCCUCCCCGCUCCUCCUCCUCCUCCUCCCUCUUCGUCGGCUCUAUUUCCUCUCAUGUACAUAAUAUUGUUUGAUAAUGGAUAUAGUUUUCUAUUGUUAGUCUGUUGAUAUUAAAAUAUUUUACAAAAGAAAAAAGA